UGAACUGACAUUACAAAAAAUUUAGAAAACUUUCCAGUGUUUCACCGGUUUCGACUGUUUCACCAUAUUUUCAACCAUUUCAACUCUGAUAAAAAUGUAAAUAAAAAAUAAAUUAACAACAAUCCUAAAAUCUUUAAAGUGAAACGUACCAAUGGCUCUAAUGAACAGAAUACCAACGAAUUUCCUAUGGACUCGACUGAGUCAGUCGGCUAAUCACAGCACACAACCAACAUCCAGGCAACUAGAACUGAUGGCGCGAAGUUUGCCGAAGCGACAAGAACUCCAUGGAGUCAAAAGUAUUGUUGUUGUGGCAUCUGGAAAAGGUGGUGUUGGCAAGAGUACAACAUCAGUAAAUCUUGCCGUUACAUUGGCACAGAUGGGGCAGAAAGUUGGUUUACUCGAUUCCGAUGUAUUUGGUCCAUCCGUACCGCUAAUGAUGAACUUAACCGAAACCCCUCUGAUAAAUAAAGACAAUUUAAUGAUUCCACCAAUCAACUAUGGCGUGAAAUGCUUAUCGAUGGGUCUACUGGUCGACAACAGUAAACCAAUUGUAUGGCGCGGACCAUUGGUAAUGUCUGCAUUGCAACGUUUACUCAGAGGCGCUGUUUGGGGACCUCUAGACAUUUUAAUCGUUGACACACCACCCGGAACGGGUGAUAUUCACUUAUCACUUUCACAAAAUGUGCCAGUCACCGGUGCACUACUUAUUAGCACUCCUCAGACAGCAGCGUUGGAAGUAGCUAGUCGUGGUGCCGAAAUGUACAAGACACUCAAAAUUCCACUUAUCGGACUCGUUGAGAAUAUGAGCCAUGCGACAUGUCCGAAUUGUGGUCAUACGGUGGACGUCUUCGAAAGUCAAACGGAGAGAUUUGUUGAAAAACUCAACAUUGAAUUGUUGGAACGGAUACCGAUUGUACGCCGUGUGGCCGAAUGUAGUGAUUCUGGCACACCACUCGUUCUGCUGGAAUCGGAAUCAGAGUACGCAAAAUCGUUUCGAAGACUGGGAGAACGAGUUGUGCAAUUUGUAAACAAGUCAAGUUGAUUAACGGAAAAUAUUUAAUUUACAAGAAAGGAAAACCAAUUUUUCAAAAA
Messenger RNA from Bradysia coprophila, 1092 nucleotides. It is a transcript of the gene Nubpl, whose product is annotated as NUBP iron-sulfur cluster assembly factor, mitochondrial. Gene Ontology annotation, cellular component: mitochondrion. NCBI's taxonomy places the organism in Eukaryota, Metazoa, Arthropoda, Insecta, Diptera, Sciaridae. The record is from RefSeq and is a predicted model, not a curated record. Gene Ontology annotation, molecular function: ATP binding; ATP-dependent FeS chaperone activity; 4 iron, 4 sulfur cluster binding. Gene Ontology annotation, biological process: iron-sulfur cluster assembly; mitochondrial respiratory chain complex I assembly.